Fraxinus pennsylvanica is the source of this 1038-nucleotide messenger RNA. Lineage: Eukaryota; Viridiplantae; Streptophyta; Magnoliopsida; Lamiales; Oleaceae. The record is from the annotation of a GenBank genome assembly.
AUGCAGAGAUGUCAAGAUUACAUCCAAUCUUUAGAAGAAGAACGUCGCAAGAUUCAAGUUUUUCACCGUGAACUUCCCAAUUGUCUUGAGCUUGUCACUCAAGAAAUUGAGGCACGAAAGCAGCAGUUAUCAGGAAAAACAACAGAGUCUGAUUAUAAUGUGAUAUCUGAAUGUUCUGAGAAGACAUCAAGUGAAGGGCCAGUUCUGGAAGAGUUUAUUCCUAUAAAGAAAACCUUAUUCACUUCUGUUGAUGAUGAACAAGAAUUGAAGAGUUAUAAUGAUAAUGUUUCAAAGAAAUCAGACUGGCUUAGAUCCGUCAAGUUAUGGAAUCCAACCCCAGAUCCACCCUCCAAAGAGGAUUCACCAAGAAAAGUGUCAGUGUUGGAGGUAAAUAGAAUUAGAAGUGGUGGUGGAUUUCAUCCAUUCCAGAAGGAUAAACGUAGUGUAACAACUCCACAAGGGCCAAUCAGAAUGUCAGUGCCAGUGGCUGCCACCAGUUCUGUGGAGGAGAUAGGCGGCGAUGGUGGUGGUGAAAAUAACAAGGAUGAGAAGGAAGGACAAUUUCAAAGAAAACCUAGGAGGAGUUGGUCACCAGAGCUACAUAGAAAAUUCUUGCAAGCGCUUCAACGACUUGGUGGUUCACAGGUUGCUACACCAAAACAAAUUAGGAAUUUGAUGAAGGUUGAUGGUCUAACUAAUAAUGAAGUAAAAAGUCAUUUACAGAAAUAUAGACUACACAGGAGACGACUAGGUCAUUUGAUUCUCAAUAACAGCAGACAAGCAACACAGUUUGUGGUGGUGGGAGGAGUCUGGGCGCUGCCACCUGAAAAUAAUGCUGCAGUGGCUGCAAAAACCACAGCCGCCACUUGUAAUCGAAUCUAUGCGCCAAUUGCUUCACGACCACCACCAUUACAAAGGCAGCAGUACAAUCAAUUCCAUUCUAAUGAUCGAGCCAGUCAUACUGAUGAUAGAGCUCACUCUCGGUCCCUGGCUACCUCCUCCUCUACACAUACAACCACCAAUUCACCAUCUUAUUGA